CAAGUAUUGGCCUAUAGAGGGCGCUACUAAUCAAAGAUGGCGCCUAAAGUAUUGCACAUGCUUUUUGAGCAUGCAUCUGGGUAUGCAUUGUUCAAGGUGAAAGAAUUUGAAGAAAUCUCUAUGCUCCAACCAGAAGUUGAAGAAAGUGUGAAAGAUCUGAGUAAAUUCAACUCCAUUGUAAAACUGGUGGCAUUUUCUCCAUUUAAAAGUGGUGCAAAUGCUCUCGACAAUAUCAAUAGCAUCAGUGAAGGGGUGUUACAUGAUGACUUGAAGUUGUUCUUAGAGUCUAACAUCACUGGUAAGAAGAGCAAGGUACAACUUGGUGUAAUGGACCCUAAGCUGGCAGGUGCCAUUAAUGAGACUCUGGGACUCAAUGCUUCACAUAUAGGUGUUGUACCUGAAGUGCUGAGAGGUAUCCGCAUGCAUUUUCCAAACCUGAUCAAAGGUCUGAAUGAUGUCGCCCAGAGUAAGGCCCAGCUCGGUCUUGGUCACAGUUACUCAAGAGCCAAAGUAAAGUUCAAUGUUCACAGGGCAGACAAUAUGAUCAUACAGAGUAUCAGUUUGCUGGAUCAACUGGAUAAAGACAUCAACACAUUUGCUAUGAGAAUCAGAGAGUGGUACUCAUACCAUUUCCCAGAGCUCAUCAAGAUUAUUCCUGAGAACUACAUGUAUGCACAGGCAGUUCGCCUCAUUGCUGACCGUAAGACACUUGAUGAGAGUAAACUUGAGGCCCUUGAAGAAGUUACAAUGGACAGUGCUAAAGCACAGGCAGUUCUAGAUGCUUCAAGAUCAUCAAUGGGUAUGGAUAUUGCCCAGUUUGACUUGGACAACAUUGAAAGGUUUGCAGAUCGUGUGAUUGACCUAGCCAAGUAUCGCAAGUCUUUGUUCACAUACCUUCAGGGCAGAAUGAGCCAGGUUGCUCCCAACUUGUCGGCACUCAUUGGAGAACAGGUAGGAGCGAGGCUUAUUUCCCAUGCUGGCAGUCUCACUAACCUUGCUAAGUACCCAGCAUCAACAGUGCAGAUCCUUGGUGCUGAGAAGGCCCUCUUCAGAGCAUUGAAAACUAAAGGAAAUACUCCAAAGUAUGGACUUAUAUUCCAUUCCACUUUCAUUGGUCGUGCUGGGUCGAAGAAUAAGGGUCGCAUCUCCCGAUAUCUGGCAAAUAAGUGUUCCAUCGCAUCUAGGAUUGAUUGCUUCUCUGAAACACCCUCUGCCAUUUUUGGUGAACACUUGAAAGACCAGGUUGAAGAUCGGUUGAAGUUCUAUGAGACCGGUGAAGCUCCUAAGAAGAAUAUUGAUGUGAUGAAAGAAGCCAUGGUUCUGGCAGCUGAUGCGAGUAAGUCAGCAAAGAAAGAAAAGAAGAAGAAAAAGAAAGAUAAAAAACGCAAGCUAGAUGAUACUGCGGAAACGAAUGGUGAUACAACUUUGGAUGACACUAUGAAUGACACAACAGAAGAACCAGACGCCAAGAAGGCCAAGAAGAAGAAAAAGAAGGACAAACAAAAUGAAAGUGUCGUCUCAAAUGGAGAUGUUUCAAUGGAAGCUGAAGUAAAAACACCCAAGAAGAAAAAGAAGAAAGUAAAAGCAUAACAAGGAAUUUUAAGUAACGUUAUGCUUCUUUUUGUCAUUUCAAUUGACACUCAUUUUGUUUUAAUAUAACAACAGAGGUCAUAUUUUAAUAUCUAAAAGAAACAUUUUCACGAAUUCAUUGAGCGAGUACAAGGCAGGAGCCCUUGUAUAUAUAGUGGAGGUAUACUGUAUAUGCUUGCAUAUUGCUGAAUAAACAGACAUAUAUACUUACAAACAUUGUGUUCCAGUGGACAUGUAAACACAAGGCCUUAUGUUUAUAAAUUGUCAUUUAUUAUUACAAAAAAAAUCCAGACAUAUACUGGUAAUUUCAAUUUUAGUUCCAUUUGAGUUUUUUUCUAUCUAUGGAAAAUAUUCUAUGCCAUCCAUAUGUAUUGACACUAAGCCUCGUCUAUGUUGAAUUGACCUUGAUUUUCAAAUCGGCAUGUCCAUUGUCAGAUUGUUCUUGUAUUAUUUCCUGUAGUGGACGUGGAAUAAAUAAUGUAAGCAUA
Molecule: messenger RNA, 2078 nt
Organism: Owenia fusiformis
Lineage: Eukaryota; Metazoa; Annelida; Polychaeta; Sabellida; Oweniidae
Source: the annotation of a GenBank genome assembly